AUGCGAGGGAGUUAUUUGAGAUCAGGCAAUCAGGGAAGGCCCUCGGGGGUCUCCCCUGGGGUCUCUGUGUCCCCGCCCCGCCCCCGCCGGGGCCGCUGGACCGCGAGCUGCUUCUGGCUCCUGCUGGCCUCCCCACCCCCGCGCAUCUGCGCGCUCCUCCUGCGGCGAUUCUGGUCCUGCCCGCCAGGAGGGUGGCCCCGGGCCGGGUCGCCGCCGCGCGCGGCAGGAGGAGCCCGGGCGCCCGGCACGCGCCCAGACACCGGGGGGCGGGUGAUCCCAGCCGCGCGCGUGACUCCGCCCCGGCCCGCCCCAGCUCGCGCUCUGCGUCUAGCCCGCCCGGCGCCGCAGACGCUCCGGGUCCUCCGAGUCCUCCGCGGGCGCCGAGCCCGGCGCGCGGAGCCCAUGGAGCUGGCGCGGGGCGCGCUCCGUGCGAGCGGCGGGGCUGAGGCGCUGCUGGGCGAGCUGGAGGUGCGGGUCCAGGACAUGGUGAGGGUGAGCUCGUGGUGGGAGCGCCACGGCGUGGACUGCGCCAUCCUCGCGCUCAGCCUCCUCGCCUUGCCACCCGGGUUCCUGUGCCUGCGCUCUGAGAAUCUCCUGGUCUUUGCCCUGGGCAUCGCCAUCCUGGGUGUGUGCCACUACACGCUCACUGUCAAGGGCAGCCACCUUGCCACUCAUGGUGCCCUCACCGAGUCCAAACGCUGGAGCAAGAUCUGGGUGCUUUUCUUUGUGGAGGUAUGCACGUCCUUCACUGCAGAGCACGCCAAGUACGGACACGUCAAGAUGCACCAUGGCUACACCAACGUGCUGGGCCUGGGGGACUCGAGCACGUGGAGGCUGCCCUGCCUCAACCGCUACGUCUACAUGUUCCUCGCUCCUCUCUUGAUCCCCAUCAUAACCCCGCUGGUGGCUGUCGAACGGCUGAGAGAGGUGGAGCUCAGGACAGCCCUGCGGACGCUUGGCCUGAUUUCCCUGGGCCUUUAUUCUCACUACUGGCUGCUCCUGAAUGUGUCUGGCUUCCAGAGCCCCAGCUCAGCCCUGGCCUGCAUGCUUAUCACCAGAUCCCUGCUGGCCCACCCUUACCUUCACGUCAACAUCUUCCAGCACAUCGGGCUGCCCAUGUUCUCCCGGGACAAGAAGCCCCAACGGAUUCACAUGAUGAGCCUGGGGGUGCUUAACCUGCCCCGGCUGCCCGUGCUGGACUGGGCGUUCGGCCACUCCCUCAUCAGCUGCCACGUGGAGCACCACCUCUUCCCCAGGCUCUCCGACAACAUGUGCCUGAAGGUGAAGCCCGUGGUGUCCCAGUUCCUCCGUGACAAGCAGCUGCCGUACAACGAGGACUCCUACCUGGCUCGCUUCCGGCUGUUUCUCCACCACUACGAGGAGCUCAUGGUGCAGACCCCUCCCAUCACAGAGCUGGUGGGGCUGCAGUGAGGGGCGGCCGGCACAGUCACCCCGCUCUCCCUUCUGGGCCCACCCCCGCCUCUCCUGCCUCUGCCGGCCAUCCCUGGGGCUGGGAGGGCGCAGGCCCUUGCCCAGUGGGUGUGGCUCGGUUGCCUGGAGUGUGGAGGCGCGGGGUGGGCAGUGAGGCGGGGAGCUCAUGCUGGGGGCCCUGGGGGUCACCUGCCCUGCUUGCUUUCCCGGGUUUUGAGGAAUAUCUGGAGGAAAGGAAUAAAGGUGGCUGGGCAUUCUGGUCAAUCUGGACCUCAGCCAACUUCAUCUCAGGACUAAA
Messenger RNA from Balaenoptera acutorostrata (minke whale), 1729 nucleotides. RefSeq names its product fatty acid desaturase 6 (gene FADS6). NCBI's taxonomy places the organism in Eukaryota, Metazoa, Chordata, Mammalia, Artiodactyla, Balaenopteridae. Bases 1 to 1431 code for a protein of 476 amino acids. The transcript is spliced from 6 exons. Gene Ontology annotation, cellular component: membrane. Gene Ontology annotation, biological process: lipid metabolic process. The record is from RefSeq and is a predicted model, not a curated record. Gene Ontology annotation, molecular function: oxidoreductase activity, acting on paired donors, with oxidation of a pair of donors resulting in the reduction of molecular oxygen to two molecules of water.